Molecule: messenger RNA, 527 nt
Organism: Hibiscus syriacus
Lineage: Eukaryota; Viridiplantae; Streptophyta; Magnoliopsida; Malvales; Malvaceae
Product: grpE protein homolog 2, mitochondrial-like
Exons: 4
Coding region: 222-488 (88 amino acids)
Biological process (GO): protein folding; protein import into mitochondrial matrix
Cellular component (GO): PAM complex, Tim23 associated import motor
Molecular function (GO): protein homodimerization activity; adenyl-nucleotide exchange factor activity; protein-folding chaperone binding
Source: RefSeq, a predicted model, not a curated record
CGCUCCUUGCUUCUCUCUGCUCCAAGAAAGCUUCAACCGCCAAUCUUUUCCGCCCAUUUUUACCCUCUUGUGUGUGAAUCUCGUAGCAAGAACAAUACCUAUAUGUUGUAGACCAUUUAGGAAGGGGUUCUGCACAUGUUAAAGGCAGUUUCUCUAAGAUCGAUGGAUCCGAAGACACCGCCGGAGCUGUACCUCUCCUUGAGACACUCCUAGGAGUUGAAAUGAUGGAGAAACAGCUCGGAGAGGUAUUUAGAAAGUUUGGAGUCGAAAAAUUCAAUCCUAGAAACAAACCAUUUGAUCUAAACGUGAACAAUGCAGUAUUCCAUGUGCCAGAUAAUUCUAAGCCUCCAGGCACGGUCGCUCAUGUGUUGAAGGCAGGAUACAUGCUGUAUGAUCAGGUAUUCGACCAGCUGAGGUUGGAGUUACUCGAAGCGUUGGAUAACGAUGCAGCUGAGAAUAACAAAAGUAACAAUGGCUCUGAUGCAUGAUGACAAAUCUAGGCAGGGUUGCCCUUGCAAACUUUCAAA